Messenger RNA from Caenorhabditis auriculariae, 802 nucleotides. The record is from the annotation of a GenBank genome assembly. NCBI's taxonomy places the organism in Eukaryota, Metazoa, Nematoda, Chromadorea, Rhabditida, Rhabditidae.
AUGGGCACCCGUCCUUUCCGACGGCUGAUCAGGUGGGUUUCAUAUUGGAAUAAAAACUAAAACUAUUUUUUCAGCACAAUAUUUUCAAGCCCCUACGAAGUGCGACAACGCGUUUCUUCAUCGUCUGGCCCCACGGCUUCCUGCGUCUAGGAAGAUGGGCGUCCGUCCUUUCCGACGGCUGAUCAGGUGGGUUUCAUAUUGGAAUAAAAAAACUAAAAACUAUUUUUUUCAGCACAAUAUUUUCAAGCCCCUCCGAAGUGCGACAACGCGCUCCAUCACCGUCUAGCCCCACGGCUUCCUGCGUCUAGGAAGAUGGGCGUCCGUCCUUUCCGACGGCUGAUCAGGUGGGUUCCAUAUUGGAAUAAAAACUAAAACUAUUUUUUCAGCACAAUAUUUUCAAGCCCCUCCGAAGUGCGACAACGCGUUUCUUCAUCGUCUGCCGCCACGGCUUUCUGCGUCUAGGAAGAUGGGCGUCCGUCCUUUCCGACGGCUGAUCAGGUGGGUUUCAUAUCGGAAUAAAAACUAAAACUAUUUUUUCAGCACAAUAUUUUCAAGCCCCUCCGAAGUGCGACAACGCGUUUCUUCAUCGUCUGCCGCCACGGCUUCCUGCGUCUAGGAAGAUGGGCGUCCGUCCUUUCCGACGGCUGAUCAGGUGGGUUUCAUAUUGGAAUAAAAACUAAAACUAUUUUUUCAGCACAAUAUUUUCAAGCCCCUCCGAAGUGCGACAACGCGUUUCUUCAUCGUCUGCCGCCACGGCUUUCUGCGUCUAGGAAGAUGGGCGUCCGUCCUUUCCGACGGCUGA